Vitrella brassicaformis is the source of this 3375-nucleotide messenger RNA. NCBI's taxonomy places the organism in Eukaryota, Vitrellaceae. The record is from the annotation of a GenBank genome assembly.
CAACGCUAUCACCAUGCCAAGUCACACAUGCACACCUCACAUCACACGCACGGCCCUGCCGGCACUUUCCUCAAGCUGUGAUGCCGUCAGCCACCUUCUUUGAUCAAAGAUGCCUUGUUCGCUCAAGGAUGCACGUGUAGUGAACGACACCUACAUCAUUCACUUACGUACAGGCCGCUGAGGCAACGACAGUCGACCGAUCCAUCUCUUCUCCCUUUGCGUCAAUUGCCACAGCUUGAAAGUACAUGCAAUGCUCGCUUGCUGAACCAGGGACGUCGAUCCAGUGUUCAAACUGUGUCUUUGGCAUCUCCUCCAGCACCUCUGCCGGCUCGUCUGUGGCUCCAAUCAGUAUCCGCCAUUUGCUUACUUCAGUAGCCCCGUUCCAGCUGAAGUGCAAGCGAACCGUCUUGUCUGGAUUGUUGUUGUCCAGGAGAGCUGUGGGCUUCCAAGAGGGAAAUCCGUGCCAGUCCGCCUUCACGGCGCGAUAUGCACGACGUCCUGAGUGCAUUGUCAGUAGGGCUUGACUCUUUGCGUUGGUCUGCGUUUUGCACAGAGAAAUAUCCAAGGCGGGAUCCUGUCGGUUUCUUUUUUCACAUUGUUUGCUUGACCUCGAUGUAUAUAGGAUUGAAAUUUCCCCCCAACACACGACCUGGGCCGAUGACUCGAUUGCCAUUCGGCAAGCGCCGGUAGCUGCCCCAUGAAUGGGCCUUGACACCUAUUUCAUACGAGCCCACUAACGCUGCCACGGUUGGACGCCCCUGACGGUCAAACUCAAGCUUGUAGUCAACAGCACGGGAGCUGUUGUAAGAGGGAUAGUUGAUGGGGACCUGAUCAGGAUUCUGGCCAGCAUUGUCAAAAACGGUGAUUCGAUUGCCACCGAGAGCCCUUAUGUCGUGUUGUCCCAUGAAACUGCCAUUGGGAUCGUCGAUAAUUUUGAAGUUCCCACUUUCGCCUCCCAGCCGCCACUCAAUUUUGCCGGUAUCGCUGUAAUCCGAAAGGCAGUAUGAAUCCGAUCGAUGUAUAUGUGCUGUGCUACCUACACACUGACGUACCGGUUGAUCUUAAUUGCCUGUGAGAGCGCUCGCAGAGAGAGUAUGAUACCCUUGUCAUCUGUCUCCUCCAAAGAGUUAGCAUCUGAUACACACAAUACGCGUGAACGACGCAAACAUACACGGACAGAUUGAAUGUCAUUCACGUACGUCCUAGGUCCCAAAAGCCGCCUUUAUGCUUCUUCUGCUUUAUAUAUCUCCUAUGGGCAAUGAAAGAUGUCUCCCAGAAGGCACUCGGUAUGUGAUCCCAGGACCUCCACUCAAACACCACGUCACCUUCAAAGACCACAUACGAGUAUGUCUAUAGAGGACAUAUGCGGAAACUUACAAAUCAAGUGCCUAUAUUCUAUUUACUUGCCGGUGAGACCUCCUGUAUGACAAUGCCCACAGUCCAUGUUUCCUCACCACCAUCCUGCAGGUCCGGACGAAUUUUCGUGGUGUCCAGCGGCUGCAAGUCAUACCUGAGGGGCAAGAGGCGUGCUGGCUGAUAGUCUGUCAAGCUCAUCAUAUUUCUCAAGUCAGGACGGACUGACCCGAAGAGUAAGCCAUUGCCAUUCUUCGUGAGUUGAAAUUCGUGACUAUCGAUGCCCUGUCCGUGCUGCGCAGAGAACGAAGCCGUCUCCUUGUAAUCAGGGCCAACAACACGGAUAAACGGCCCUUCCCUACUGAAGACGAGCUGCCCCUGAGGCGUUGGUGAAAAGAGUAGAAAGCUGUUCUCCGUGGCGAAGACGGGAUCGCCCUCGGACGUCAUGAUGAUGCCAUUAUUGGGGCUACUCCAUAGGAAAACGUACCCAGGCGCUAACUGGGACAAGUCACCCGUCCGGGCUAUGUGCAUGCGAGGGUACACCUUCGGAAGUGUGCGAUAAGCAGAGUUGGGGGCAACGAACCUGCCGUCAGCAUCACAACUGAGGCCGUCAUUACAACGAAAGCCAUCAGUCUGUGUUUCCAACUCAUCCCAUGUCUCAUUCUUCGAGAUGCCAUCCAGCCAAUACAUGCCUGUGGCCUCGUUAAGCAAUUCCAAAGUCUCAGGGUCCGUUUGCCCCUUAUCCACUCGGGGUUGCGCCGCCUUGUGUCCGCUGUAGGUAUCCAGGUUUCUCCACGACAUCGUGAAAUUCCAUGCAGCAGCAGGCAGGAUAUCUCCCUCCGUCGUCUCUAUACCAGCCUUGACACUCACAAACACCCUCUCUCCAGGGGCGAAAAUAUCAAUUGGCUUGAAGAGCACAGUGCGUCCAUCAUCCAGUAGAAGCGCCUCUCCACUUGACCGGUCUCCCGACAGGUCCCCUGAAACUUCAAUCUUGUCAUGAAUCGUAUCCUCCCUAAUACCACCCUGCGACCUGAACCCGAUGGUUGUGAAGGGCGAGACGAGGACAGCGUUGGGGAGCGGGUGAGCAUAGACAAACGGGGUAUUUCUCCACAAGGUUGCCAAAUUAGGCGACAGCCCUGCGUCUUUGUGGAUCGUCGUGUCAUGGUCUCCCCUGAGUUUUCCUCCUCUCGCUUUGACUUCUUUUGCUGGGUCUAAUCCCAUCGCUUGCAGAGCAGGUAACAGCUGCUCGGUGUUGCGUCGAGCAGCCUCCGGGGCACUGAUUGCAGCAGCCUCCUCCAUAAGCCUCCAUGCGAACAAGAUGCAAACCAAAGCGAGGGAGAGGAGACCUCGGACCAUCCUCUCCUACGUGAGGUAGAUACAUGAACGGGCGACGUGUAUCAUUUUAUUUCACACGUCCUUCAAGUGUAUCUAAGUCACUGCCCGAAAGGCCUGCUACCUAAGCUGGCCUCCUGGCUGAUCUCCAAAGUCCUUUUAAGGCCCGCGGACACAGACACAGACACAAAACACGGAGUUACAACAGCACUGUCUGAGAGCAACUCAUGACCUGUCAGUACUCAGAUGUGAAGUUGCUCAUGACCUGUCAGUACUCAGAUUCACAUCCUACGAGCUACCACAAAGAUAUCUGCGUCACCGAUCCCAUGCACACGAGUGGAGAAGAGAAAUGCGCGUGAUUCGAACACCAAGAGAGUAGACAAACAGUACAGCACUUUUCACAGAGUCACAGCACCUAGCCUGUUCUCUUCUGCCUAUGGUCAUUGACCCAUUGAAGCUGGUCUUGCACCCCAUUCAAGGGGGAGGGGGCGACAUUGCAUUGUUCGCCUCACCACGUUCAGGAGACAGUUACAUUUUCUGACUGCGCCGUCUGUGCGGUCCCUUCACUCACUCUUAAAAUUAGUCAAUUCUCAGGUUCUCGAGGUGGGAGGGGCCCCCGAGUAAUGGAGGGGGUCGUACGAAGAGAAGAAAGAUGAUAGGCAGGAAGAUGAGUGCAUGGUGCGUAGGAUG